Messenger RNA from Purpureocillium takamizusanense, 1881 nucleotides. RefSeq lists its product as uncharacterized. The record is from RefSeq and is a predicted model, not a curated record. Gene Ontology annotation, biological process: lipid metabolic process. Gene Ontology annotation, molecular function: phosphoric diester hydrolase activity. The coding region runs from base 1 to 1881 and encodes 626 amino acids. NCBI's taxonomy places the organism in Eukaryota, Fungi, Ascomycota, Sordariomycetes, Hypocreales, Ophiocordycipitaceae. The transcript has a single exon.
AUGAGGCACAGCCAACAACUGGCCAUCCUCCUCUGGGUGGCCGCACUCACUGCUACGCUCGCGCUCUUCGUCUCGCCGCCGUCUCGCCAGUCCACAGGCCGACAUACCGCCAAGAUCCAUGGCAAGACGACCGGCGCCGGCUGCAAGAAGAGCGAUAGGACCUACGACAGUACGAAACUCAAGGAGGGCAGCUUCAUGCCGUGGAAGCUGCUGGGGUCCCAGACUUUACACAGCAGCGGCAAGCAAUACGUCACCAUCGUCAACCUGACGCCCCAUCGCUUCAAGCUCGACGAUGCUCACUCCUAUCAAAUGGACGAGUUCGACUUUGGCGACGUUCCCCAAGGCCGCGCGCGCCAGAACGUAGCUCAUUACACCGAGAGGGCGGGCGCAAACGACAAGGACGACAACGGGGAGGCACACUACAGCAUCGUGGGCACGAACAAGAAGUUUGUCAUCCGAGCCACCACCCACAUCCCAGAUAACCACCCCCGGCGGACAGUCAUUGACCUGAGCGGCAUGGGCAUGGGCCAGCGCGAGUACCUCGACCCGGCGCAGGAGUCGCCCGUGACGCUGGUCAUCACGGGCAGCAAAGACUACGGCUUCAUCACCUCGAUACGGCACGGCGCGGGGAACUGGAUGAAGGGCAUCUACGACGUCAUCAAGGACCGCCAGAUCCAGCACAUCUUCAUGCCGGGAACGCAUGACGCCGGGAUGAGCACCAUUAGCAGCAAGAUUGUGUCUCUUGGCAUCUCGUCAAACACGCAGACGCAGGGCAUCAACAUUUACAACCAGCUACGCGCAGGCGCGCGCUGGUUCGACCUGCGUGUCGCCUCCGUGCACGAAAACGCCAAAAAGAGCAAAUACGGCUUCUGGGUCCUGCACGUAAACGACGAGCGGGGUGAAGUUGCCAUUGGCAACUCGGGCGAGUCGCUCAACGACGUCGUCAGCGAGAUUAACAAAUUCACAGCCGAGAACCCCGGCGAAGUCAUCUUUUUCCGCGUCAGAUAUCUCAUCGGCAUCCGCAAGAUACCGGGCGGAGGGCCCAUCAACUGGAACAAGGACAUUCUCAACGCCUUUUUCGGCAAGCUCAAGGGCGUCAACAACCGGUGUCCACACCUGGACGAGGGCGUCAAGUUCAACAAGCAGAAGGCGUCACAGUUUAUGGACCGGAACGGCGGCAAGGGCUGCGUCGUCUUCAUGCUCGCGGGCGACCUGCCGCGCGACCUGCCCCAGGACUCCGUCGGCGACGGCAUAUACCAGGCCAACAGGAUGGAUAUCUGGGACAACUGGUCUGACCUUGGAGAGACGGAAGCCAUGGCAAAGGACCAGGUGGCCAAGUGGAAGACGGUUGGCCGAAGCGGGAAAUUUGACAAGGACCAGUUCCUCAUCGCACAGUGGAUCAUAAGCGCAGACGCCAUCAAGUCGACUUUUUACGGCAUUCAGACCAUGGCCGUCGAGCCGACCAACCCCGCGCUGUACUGGAUGGGCGUCAACAACAUGUCGCCCGAGAUCUGGCCCAACGUCGUGCUACUCGAUUAUAUUGGCGUCGUCGUCGCCGACCAGAAACGCUGGGAAGAGCUCAGCGCCGAGAUGUACACGCUGGCUAUCGGCAUGAAUCUAUACAUGAUAAGCGAGAACUGCGACGUCAGCACUCGUCGAUCACCGCUACUCCCCAAGGUCGGCAAGCACGGUGGCAAGGCGUUGCAAGCGAGAGAGCUGUCGGCGCCCUGGAACGGGUUCAUAUACGCCAACGGGACCGUGCUGGACAGCCCACCAGAGAACCGGUAUCCAGGACGUGUCAAGGUGCUCAGAAGCGGAACAAAGUUUGCCAACGGAACGAUUCUGACUGAAGACAUCUUGAACCCGUACUUCGUAAAAUGA